GCAGGGCAGGAGUUCACGACUCUCCUUUGUGCUAGAAUAUUAAGAGCGAUCUGUCUGUGCUUACACUGCGGAGAGUUUUACGAGCUGCCUAAAUCAGAAAACUGAAAGCUGUUCCCCAUACGUGUAACGCCCAGCCGCCAGCUCAGGAAGUCCGUGUUUUGAAAGUCCGUGUCGUUGCAGAGGAACCUCGCCCAGCAGCCCGGCUAGAUCCGGAGAGCUGCAGCCGCACGGGAGCGCGCAGCCGUGCCGGGCAGGGCCCGCAGCCAUGGCGCGGCUCCGCGCUGCUCCCGCCGCGCUGCUCGGCCCCCUCGCCCUGCUGGCCGCCGUCUCCCUGGCUGUGGACCAUGUACCGAUGCUGCUUUGGUCAACUCAGAGAUCACAGUGGAAUCCAGACACUGCUUUGCAUGAAGGUCACAUUGUCUCGGCACAAGAGCUGACUGUGCUCUUAAAACCUUUUUUUGACCAGAAUUCCAGAAACCUCAUCUUAUUCCUGCAAGAUACACUUAGCAUAGAUGAUUUCACAUACCUCAGUGAAUCCUACGGUAACAAGAAUCCAUUUCAGAAUAUUCAGGAAAUUCUUCAGUCUUCUCCUUCAUCAUUAGUUUUACCAGCUGUUGACUGCAUGGCUACCAAGUAUCUUCUGAGAUCACUUCAGGAAUCAGGAGAUUGGAAGUUAACAAAUAUAACUAAUCUCGAUGUGUCUCAGCUGCAAGUGAAUACAUCUAAACCAAACCUACUGGUGGUUCAGCUGCAACCACUUGUCAGUGGUUUAAAUGAGAUUUCCACCCUGGAAGCAAUUGCUGAAAAUGACAAAAUAAUUGGAAGACUGACCAUGGAUCUGCAGGAACGAGGGAUUCAUUUUUCAGUAAUUUAUACUGCAGUGAGGCCUUCAAGGAUUUCUAGAAGAACUGAUGUGGUGUGGGAAUUAAGACGACAAUUAAUGGCCACUGAGGAAGAAGACAGUUUAUCAUAUCCUCCUCUUAAUGUGACCACUGGAAAUGAUACAUGCAUCCUUUAUUAUGCUGGAAAUUUCAGCCUCAGAGCCAACAAUUCAGUUCUUAUAGAUUUGACAAAUGCGACAUUUGUAACCCGGAAUGUGGAUAUUUCUUCCUCUGAGUGCUCAGACAGCAACACAACACUGUCAUUAAAAUACACAAGGCCAGUGAAUGGAAUCAGCAGCCUAGAGAUAAGGUUUUUAAUGACCAACAAGUUCUAUGGAGGCUCAGCUCGAAAUUGGUCCACUUUAGAUUCAGUUGAGAUUGUGCAAGAUGGAGAAAUGUUUGCUAAAUUUAGUGUUUCUGUCAUCUCUGCUCCUGCAGAGUAUUCAUUUCAUUGUCAGCUGGUGGGAACAAGCAAUCUCUAUUCUGCAAGGCUGAUUCCAUCCAACAAUGAGGCAAAAAACUGGGAUGUUUUCAUUUCCAAGUUUCAAAUUCAAGGUUUCAACAUUGAAAACAACCAAUUUUCCUAUGCAAGUGACUGUACAGGUUUCUUCACUCCUGGAAUCUGGAUGGGCUUAGUGACAUCCAUACUUCUGCUGUGGAUCCUGACCUAUGGAAUCCAUAUGAUCAUGCAGCUCACAACAAACAACAGAUUUGAUGAUCCCAAAGGUCCAGCCCUGUCAGUUCCUCAGACAGAGUAGCCAUAGAUUAACUUAAUGCUGCUAUGGCUUUUCCUGGUCUGAUACCUAUGAUUUUUAUAACCUUUCUGCUUCAUAAUAUGUGUAAACUAAAAAGAUAGCAUAGCAGAAAGGGAUAAUUUAACUAUUUAUAAAAAGGAUCCUUAUGUUUGGCAACAAUAAUAAUCCUACUUGCUAUUACCAUCAUUUGUUAACAGCUCUCUGUGUUAAGGGUCCAAGGUGAGGCUGUAGAGGUUAUUACUUUUAUGUGGCUAUGGAAAAGACCAUUACAAACUACCUUCAGAUUAACUACUAUUGGCAGAGAAAGGAUAGCACAACACAGAUAAAUGGCAAGGAUAAAUAACUUCUGUAUAGGAAGCAAUGUAUUGAAACUACUGGUGUCUCUAAAGGCUCUUUAGUAAGUAUGUCAUGUUGAUGCUACAUCUUAAGAAGGGUGAACAUUUUGUCAGUUUUUCUCUUGAGAAAACCAUCCAGAAAUGUAUGGAACUAAUAAAGUAUAAGUAACUAAGAAAA
Molecule: messenger RNA, 2149 nt
Organism: Apus apus (common swift)
Lineage: Eukaryota; Metazoa; Chordata; Aves; Apodiformes; Apodidae
Gene: ATP6AP1
Product: ATPase H+ transporting accessory protein 1
Exons: 10
Coding region: 266-1639 (457 amino acids)
Cellular component (GO): proton-transporting V-type ATPase complex
Source: RefSeq, a predicted model, not a curated record